This is a messenger RNA of Botrytis cinerea B05.10, 888 nucleotides long. RefSeq lists its product as hypothetical. The record is from RefSeq and is a predicted model, not a curated record. Gene Ontology annotation, biological process: mitochondrial outer membrane translocase complex assembly; protein insertion into mitochondrial outer membrane. The transcript is spliced from 2 exons. Bases 155 to 541 code for a protein of 128 amino acids. Gene Ontology annotation, cellular component: mitochondrial outer membrane. Lineage: Eukaryota; Fungi; Ascomycota; Leotiomycetes; Helotiales; Sclerotiniaceae.
GUGAUACCAAAAUUAACGCUUCUGAGCGGGAAGCAACGACAUUGUCAAGCCCCUACAUUCUCCAGUACAGCAGACAUAUCAAUACCUAUAGUUAAAGACUAUACGGAAGAGAAUCUAUUGUGCUACUUGAAGUAAUACUUCUCAUUUCGAAAAAAUGUCUUCAGAGGAACAGCUCAACACUCUCGUUGAAUCCGGGAUAACGAUGCCCUCCGACUCAGAGCAAUACUCUCGCAAUGAAGAUGAAAGUUCUCCUUCACCAUCCUCAUCAGAUUCUCCACAGAUGAUUCUUUACUCCCCUCCUACAAUCUGGGGAUUGCUUCGAGGUGCCGCGAUCAAUCUUGUCUUGCCAUUUGUGAAUGGACUAAUGCUGGGAUUUGGAGAGCUAUUCGCCCACGAAGCUGCGUUCAGGUUGGGAUGGAGUAACACCAAGGUUUUCCCACUCACACGAAGAUCUGUAGGACCAGGGAUUGAAGUCAGAGAUAGUCCAAUUGAACGCAAGAGCAGAGAAGGCAACUUGGACGACUUGACAAGCUUGGAAUGAAGGAAAGAUCACAUAGAACGUAUACAAGACAAUGGCGUUUGGAGUUAUGGCCGACGCUUUUCUGGAAAGAAGAGCAAACAGGGCAUGGCGAGCAUUUCAAGAAUGGAGAGAUGCAGCAAGCUCAAGCAAAUCUAGCAGAGCUGCUGAGGAGAUCUGACAGCACAUAGAUGUGAUUCUUGCCGGUUCAUGGGAAACGAAUAAAAGAAUUGGGUGAAAACUGAUCGUACAUCAAUCUAUCCGUAGCCCAUCUCACAAACCAUACCACAAACUCAUAAAUUUACCACACAGAUAGAUCAAUUUAUGACAGCAAACCCAAAUGUAUAGUUCUACGAGUGAAUAUCUUGACA